Molecule: messenger RNA, 2300 nt
Organism: Varanus komodoensis (Komodo dragon)
Lineage: Eukaryota; Metazoa; Chordata; Lepidosauria; Squamata; Varanidae
Gene: FSHR
Product: follicle stimulating hormone receptor
Exons: 10
Coding region: 1-2025 (674 amino acids)
Biological process (GO): male gonad development; follicle-stimulating hormone signaling pathway
Cellular component (GO): membrane
Molecular function (GO): follicle-stimulating hormone receptor activity; G protein-coupled receptor activity
Source: RefSeq, a predicted model, not a curated record
AUGGUCCUGCUCUGCCUCAGUCUCUUGCUUCUGGCGCGUGCCGGCGCAGGGUGCCAGCAUUCCCUCUGCCACUGCUCGGACAGGAUGGCAUUCAUCUGCCAGGAGAGCAGGGUGACCUCCAUCCCCCGGGACAUCCCCAGGAACGCCACAGAACUGAUAUUUUUCCUCACCAAAGUAAGAAUCAUCCCUAAAGGAGCUUUCUCUGGAUUUUCUGAAGUUGAAAAAAUAGAAAUUUCUCAGAACGACGCCCUGGAAAGUGUAGAGUCGGAUGUUUUCUCCAAUCUUCCUAAACUCUAUGAAAUAAGAAUUGAAAAAGCAAACAAUCUUGUGUAUAUGGACAGAUAUGCCUUCCAGACUCUUCCAAAUCUCAGAUACUUGUUGAUAUCAAACACUGCCAUCAGGUUUUUACCUGCUGUUAACCAGGUACACUCUUUGCAGAAGGUUGUGCUAGAUAUCCAAGACAACAUUAAUAUCCACAAAAUUGAAAUAAAUUCUUUCCUGGGCUUAAGCUCUGAUCGUGUUGAUAUAAGGCUGAAUAAAAAUGGAAUUCGGGAGAUUGAAAACCAUGCCUUCAAUGGGACCAUCUUGUCAGAGCUAAAUCUGAGUGGCAACUAUCACCUAGAAAAAUUACCCAAUGAAGUUUUCCAAGGAGCUGAUGGACCUGGGUAUUUGGAUAUUUCUGAGACGAGGAUCUCCCAGCUGCCCAACAUCGGGCUUGAGAACAUUAAUAAGCUGAUCGCAAAAUCUACCUACCAGUUGAAAAAGCUGCCUCCCCUGGACAAGUUCCGCGCCUUAAUAGAGGCAAACCUCACCUACCCGAGCCACUGCUGUGCUUUUGCAAACUGGACCAAACAAAAUUCUAUCUUGCACCCCAUCUGCAAUAAGUCGGUUAUCAGGCAAGAAUUUGAUGGGAUGGAUUUUGACCUGGAGGAAGAUGAUUACUAUCACACCUUGUGUAAAGAAGAGGUGCAAGUCACUUGCUUCCCUGAGCCCGAUGCCUUCAACCCAUGCGAAGAUAUCAUGGGCUACAAUGUUCUCCGAGUUCUCAUAUGGUUCAUCAACAUUCUAGCCAUCAUGGGGAAUCUUGUUGUGCUCAUCAUUUUGGUCAGCAGCCAGUACAAGUUCACCGUUCCCCGAUUCCUAAUGUGCAAUCUUGCAUUUGCAGAUCUGUGCACAGGCAUCUAUUUAUUGCUGAUUGCAAUCAAAGACAUACAGACCAAAAGUCAGUAUUACAACUAUGCCAUCGACUGGCAGACCGGUGCUGGCUGCAACACGGCAGGCUUUUUCACAGUCUUUGCCAGUGAGCUUUCUAUAUACACCCUGACUGUCAUCACGUUGGAGCGAUGGCACACCAUCACCUACGCCAUGGAACUGGACCGCAAAAUCCGCUUCCGACACGCGAUGGUCAUCAUGCUUGUGGGAUGGGUCUUUUCCUUCACUGUGGCCCUCCUUCCCAUUUUUGAAGUCAGCAGCUACAUGAAAGUUAGCAUCUGCCUGCCCAUGGAUAUAGAAACUCCCCUUGCCCAAGCAUAUAUCAUGUUUCUGUUGGUACUGAAUAUCCUGGCCUUUGUCAUCAUCUGCACGUGCUACAUCAGCAUCUACUUCACUGUGAGGAACCCCAACGUCUUCUCAUCCAACAGCGACACCAAAAUUGCCAAACGUAUGGCCAUACUGAUCUUCACCGAUUUCCUCUGCAUGGCUCCCAUCUCCUUUUUUGCCAUAUCAGCAUCACUCAAGGUCCCGCUCAUCACCGUGUCCAACUCAAAGAUCCUCCUUGUUUUGUUCUACCCCAUCAACUCAUGUGCGAACCCAUUCCUGUAUGCCAUCUUCACCAAGACUUUCCGCAGGGAUUUCUUCAUUUUGCUGAGCAAGUUUGGCUGUUGUGAAAUGCAUGCCCAGAUUUACAGAACUGAGACCUCCUCCUCUGUUCAUACUUCCCAUAUGAAGAAUGGACACUAUACAUCAGCUGCUAAACCCAGUGAUGGAACGAUUUAUUCAUUAGUCCCUCUGAAUCAUGUUAACUAAAAGUGAUAUCCAUAGGUUUAUGCCAAGGAUUAUCAAAGAGUGAUUCAUGCUUCCCCAAAGGAGAUGGGGCAAUUACAAAAUAAUGCAGAACUUCUCCAGGAUUUCAUCAAACCACUACAUGUCCAGAUGUGCCAACAAUCCCAAAAUUAAGUGUUCUUCGCUUCAGUUAAUUAAGCAUGCUGAUCUUUGUGUUGGAUUGUGGCCUGAGUGUCUUGAUUUACCCAAAUGCUAAAAUACGUUGGGAUGGAACCAGACCCAAUCAUACGUGGAGAAGG